AAAACGUGCCCGCAGAGGCAGGGGCAGAGACAAAGGCCGAGGCCGAGAUGGAAACCGAUCCCUGGGCCAAGGCGCACUAGCCACAGCCUCGGGUCCUACCGAUGCUAACCGAUCGCAGUAAGUUAAGGUUCCACUUCCAAGGUUACCUCAUGAGGUCCACUAGCAUGGCAGCAUGGAUUAAUAUUUCUUCCAGAUCCCAGCCACAGGUCGGACUUCCUCAGCCUCAGAACGGAGGUCGAACUCGACGCGUUGGUACGCGCGAGCUUGGAGCAAUUCUUGAACCAUUCUUAGAUCAUCCUACUCCGGUAGUCGACGAGGGUUUUAGCCUCAACAACGGUCAAUUUAACAACGGUCUCUCCACAUCUACCCGAAAUUUACGUUCAACAACAUCCCGAGGCACUAGAGCAGAGCAUCGAACCUUCGUACGCCAGCAAAAACCUCCCACUAGCAAGGCUUCCCGCAAGCUACUCAAUAUGGCGAGCCAGCAGGGCAAGUGGCGCGAGGAUCAAGUCCUCGUCGUCUGUCCCGGCAGCCAGACUACCAUGGCUCAGCUCGGUUGCAACGAGCUAACCCCGCCUGCUCAUCGCAUUCCCACGCGAAUGUUCAAGGAUCCCGACUCUAACGAAUAUACUCCCUACCGCAUUUACAAGCGCAAGAAGGCUGGCGCAUCGGAAAGCGCAGACGGCGAGAAAGCCGAGGAUCAAUGGGAAUAUGUCGAGGAUCGUGACAGCACCGAGGACGCAAUCUACCCUUUGGAGGGUGGUCGCAUUGUUAACAUGCCGGCCUUCCUAGCAUUUCUCGACCACGUACAUGGUCUUCUCACUACCACAUACCACAACACUCCGAUCAUGAUGAUGGCAUCACCACAGUGGACUCGGCCUGAUCUUGAAGCUAUCGCGCGCUACGUAUUUGAGAAGACUAAGACUCCGGCUCUAAGCUUACUGCACAGCGCGGUUGCCGCGCAAUAUGGCCUAAAGUGGCCGACCAUGACCGUUGUCGACAUUGGCUACGAGAAGGUCGAUGUUACCUGCAUCCACGAGUACCUCAUCGUCAGCGAGAGAGGCCUGGGCUAUCCUAACCCGGUACGAGAGAUAUCAGGUGGAGAGAUCUUCACACAGAAGUUGCUAUCGCUUCUAAAAGACAAGGGGUUUAACUACGAAAUGGCUGAGCAACUCAAGAAGAGCCCUCUUUGCGAAGUCCUCCCCUACGCUACCGACUUAGAUGAGCUUAUGGAGCUUCCUACGGACGAUAUUUCUCCUACCACAGGCCAGGUCCCCGGCGGUGCCUCGUUUAGCGCAGAAGCCCCGAAGCCUGUAGAACCGCCCAAACCUGUAACUGCAUUUGGGGGUGAGACUGAGGACGGACUUGCCGAGGGUAAGGAGAGCGACGAAGGGGUUCUAGACGUGGCGAAUAUCGUUACUAGCGGUAACACGCGAGAAUUCCUUGCCAAAAAGGAAAAGGAGAAGGCUGAAAAGGCGAAGUCGAAGAAGCAGGCUAAAGCCCAAGAAGCUGAGCUUGCCGCGGCGAAGCCGGUUCGCUUACCCAACUCCAAGCGAAAGACCAACGUGUUCCAUUACGAAGAAUUGGUGCACGAGGAUGUAAAGGUCCCUGUCUCGACCGGAGCCCCUAAAGCAGAAACCACAUCUGCCGCAAAUGGUGAUGCGCCUGCGCCUGCGCCCGCGGCCGAUGUUCCCAUGGCUGAUGCCACGCCUAGCAAUCAAGAGGCAAAACCCGAGGCUAAGCCUGAGGGUACCAGCGAUGCCAAUGCCGAGGCGGUAGAGUCUGUGGCUAACGCUACUAACACGGAGCGGAGAACAAGGCGAGUGCGACGAGAUAUCGAGGUUGGUCUGGAGCGAUUCCUUUUCGCAGACCGUCAUGAGAUCAAUCGAAUCACCGAUACUAUCUAUCGCGCGAUCCAGAGCAUUGAUGAACCAUACAAGCGGCCGGGCUGCUGGGAUAAUAUUGUGUUCGUCGGUAAUGGUAGCCGUCUACGAGGUCUCAAGGAAAACAUCCUGCAGACACUUACCGCCCGUCAUCUAAUCUCACCCAGCACCGCGACCAUCUUCACCUCGGAAUUGCCCUCUAACAUGGCAACACCAACCGGCACCGGCUCUCAGACACCUACCGGCUCUUUCACAGGCCAACUUCCCACCACCAGCUCGGUAAACCCUCUUCUGCAAGCCGCGACUACGGCUUCGUUGGGCGUGCCCGGCGCGGUACAGGCUCCCGGCUCUACUUCCGGCGACAUCGGCUACGGCCACCACUCCCACGCCCAGACGCCUACGAGCAUCAAGAUGGCCCCGCUGCCCGCCUACCUGGCCGAGUGGACGAAGAACGGCUUCGAGGAGGCCAUGUUCCUCGGCUCCCUCAUCGCCGCCCGUCUGGCGUAUUGCAUCCAUAAUUUGGACGCCCAGACCCUGGAGGCGCAGCGCACGAUGAGUCUCAACCGGGUUGAUUACAACGAGCACGGCCCUAAGCUCAUCCACGUACACUCGAUGCUCGGGAACGAUACUUCGUGAAUAGAGGGCGUCGAUCGCAUUGCUUGCCUAAUUAGCAAAGCAAUCUAACUGUUCUUCUUCUUCUUCUCUUCUCUUCACUUCUUCUGCUUGUCCUCUUUGGUGAUAUAAUCACGGUUUUUUUUUUUCUCUUCGCGGAGUUUUAGGGUCACG
Daldinia vernicosa is the source of this 2669-nucleotide messenger RNA. RefSeq names its product actin-like ATPase domain-containing protein. NCBI's taxonomy places the organism in Eukaryota, Fungi, Ascomycota, Sordariomycetes, Xylariales, Hypoxylaceae. The coding region runs from base 102 to 2519 and encodes 805 amino acids. The record is from RefSeq and is a predicted model, not a curated record. The transcript has 2 exons.